UAGUUCGAAUGAGUUACUGUUACAUUUCAACAACUUUCGUGCGGCCUCCAUUUGUCCUUUGAGUUAGCACAUUGGCUGCUUAUAACUUUUGCUUAACAAGUUAAAUACCGUUAGAAUCAAGGAUGCAGUCCGUGCGGCUGGUGGCCGGUGCUAUCGCCAGACUAUCCAGGCAGCAGUCUACUUCGGCGGCGGCGUCCUCGGCCAAGACGGUUGCCACCGGGGCGCACAGCAGGCGUAUGAAGUACCCCUACACGGCGUCGGCAAAGAUCGCCCAGUUCCCCUACAAGUUCCACUUCCAGAAGUUCUGGCUCAUCAGAUACUUCUUCUGCGGUGGCCUGGUGCUAUACAUGGUCUUCAUGGUGUAUCCCAUUAACAAGGCCGUCAACUCCCCACAGGCAGUUGCGGCUCACCGGGAACUCAUGCGCAAGCAGGCAGAAGAGCACCAGCACCACUAACGGACCAGCAUGCACCAAGUUGGGCAUAGCGCCUAGGAAAGCGAAUAAACGAAUGAGCCGCAUUAA
This is a messenger RNA of Rhipicephalus sanguineus (brown dog tick), 521 nucleotides long. RefSeq lists its product as uncharacterized. The record is from RefSeq and is a predicted model, not a curated record. The transcript has 4 exons. Bases 123 to 455 code for a protein of 110 amino acids. NCBI's taxonomy places the organism in Eukaryota, Metazoa, Arthropoda, Arachnida, Ixodida, Ixodidae.